Polyodon spathula (Mississippi paddlefish) is the source of this 1140-nucleotide messenger RNA. RefSeq names its product fibroblast growth factor-binding protein 2-like. Gene Ontology annotation, molecular function: growth factor binding. The record is from RefSeq and is a predicted model, not a curated record. The transcript has 2 exons. Bases 214 to 861 code for a protein of 215 amino acids. NCBI's taxonomy places the organism in Eukaryota, Metazoa, Chordata, Actinopteri, Acipenseriformes, Polyodontidae. Gene Ontology annotation, biological process: cell-cell signaling.
ACCGAAACAACCAAAGCAUUUGUAAUUUAACAUCUUUUAAUAUAAAUUUGGCUUUGUCUGACAACAGCUGCUCCAAAGUUGCUCACUGUGAAGGGAGGAAAAAAAGUUCUUUGAAUGCUGAGCUGUCUUCUUGUUUUCCCCCACGCUGGGACCAAUUACUAAAGCUUGACCACACUUGACUACGGAAUCCAUAAACGACAGCCACCCUACGAGAUGAGGCUACUUUGCAUCUUGGUUUUAAUACUUUGCCUUUAUGGCCCACAAGAGGCAGAGGGCAAGAAGGAGAAUGGAAACAAGCAGCAGGACAAGAAGGGCAAAAUCAAAUCCAUCCCCAGCUCAGGAGAACUUAUAACCAAGGACAACCACAGGUGUACCUGGGAGACCUCUGGAGAAGGGGAAGUCAGCCUCCUGCUUAACUGUAUCGAGGAAGACAAGACCUACUGGUGCAGAUUCACUGGCCAGCCAGAGCUUUGCUCCAAUUACAACAGCAAGUCCAGCCUGUAUUGGAAGCAGGUGGUGGGGAAGGUUAAGAAGAAGAAGAAUGCCUGUGACGGGGACAGAGUCCUUAAAACACGUAUCUGUAAAAAGGGCCCAGCAGAGUCCCACAUGAAGCUCUCCGAAAAGAGUGGUCCAGCAGGGGAGGCUCCAGAAAAGGGUAAAGGGAAAGGCAGCAGAAAAAAGGACUCAGGCCCUGAGUCAAGCGACAAGAAGAAAGAGAAGAAACCCCAGGAACUGGAGAAGGAUGAUUUCGGGGAGGUGAAUGAUGGAAACUCAGAGUCUGAGGUGGAGCCAGUAGAAAACUACUGUGCCGAUAACUGGCAUUCAGUCUGUUCAUUUUUUGUAAAAUUCUUUGAUGGCUAAAACAAACCUGAACACUUAUACCAACUCUCCCAAUUGUGCUAUUUCUCUUUUCUUUGUCUUUGCUAAGUAAGAAAUAUUAUUAUUUUUUUUUUUAAAUAAUUACCAGAAUUAGAUGAUUUAUUUUUGUUCCGAAUAUUUCCUAAUCAGCUGAUAUAUUUACCUCAUGUGAAUUUUUAAUUAUUCUUUUGUUGUUUCUUCUCUCAGAAUUGUGCCUAACCUUGCUUGUUUGUAAAUAACUGAUAUUCAGAAUUGUUGUCUGUACCAAUAAACAUAAAUUUA